ACGAUAUUUUCACAUCAUUUUUACUUACAGCCGGAUUUCUUAUCUUUAGAUAUCCCGGUACAGCCCAUAUCAACCGAACCUCAAAUUGCAAUCGAGGUUGCCGCCUACGGUGGAGCGUGGAUGCCUUGCUGCCUGGCGGAUGCCUACGGCUCCCGCCCACAUUUUCUGCCUCGGGCAUUCAUCCAUAUUUCUAACUGUUGACAGACCAUAAGACCGAGAAUCAGCGACCCCAUACAAAGACAAUUCAGAGCAUGCACUAUCAUUAUUGAGGCCGAUCACGCUAUCACUGCCCAGAGGGUAUUUUCCAAUUCACCACCACGAAGGAUACCGCAACAUGGCAACCCCAACCCUUCCAUUCUGGUUGCUGCCCAGUAUCUAUUCGUCGUCCCGAUUUGGAGAAUCUCUACCUCCCACAUGGCAUGUGGUCUUCACAUGUCCCAUGGAGGACCCUGAACGAGUGGCAAUGAUGACCGAACUCAGCUCCACCGAUGAAGAAUGGCCAGAACGCCCCCAGGCGCAGAUGCGGCGUCUGGUCGAGAUCCCUUGGUUGACAGAUUGGGCGCCACCAACAUCCAUUGUUUUCACGCUUAUCAAAGACGAUCCUUUGAUCAUCAUUGAUGAUCAGUCCCCGGUUGAUCACACGGCUAUCAUUGUCUGGAAGUCGCCUGGGGCAUCUUCCCCCGAAGCUGCGCGCGUACCGAUCGACCGGGCGAACGUGCUUCUAGGCAUCGCUGCUAAGGGGGAACUAUCAUCAAACUACCCUCGCAUUCUGCCGGAGCCGAAACAAGGACCAUUGAUCAAGACAACCAAAGCUAUUCUUCCACCCCAUCUGUCCGGGCUACGCCUCGACCCAACAACCCCAACACUAAUCUCUCUCGUGCAUCUCCCACCAAACACCCAGGAGAAUCUCGAAUCAACCAUCGGCCACCGCAUCAUCAUCCACAACUGGCCACCGCACCAAGAGCCAUGUUCCCGCGCCCAGCUCUACCGAAUGUUCCAGGCGCUGAAGAUCUGCCACCCAGGAAACGACCAAGCCUUCGCCCUCUUCAUAGACGAGGACGCAGACAGCUAUCACAUCGUUCGAGCAACUGGAUCCAGCGUUCCCAACAUCUCGGACCCCGGUGCCAAAAAAGUGGAACUCAGUACCCUGCCCUUUGAACAAGUCCAAAACUUCUGGACCGCAGCGUGGAACCCAGAGAGCCGGACCCCGAGUCGUAUGCCACAGGGCCCAUAUCGGUAUAACCCUGCCAUGUGGGAGCUACAUACCUUUGGGGGGGAACCUAUCGUCGACCCGGACGAUAUUCCCGGCAGUCUCGACACAAGUAUCAUCUUCAUCCUGGAACCCAUGACGCCGACGGAACUCCGCAAGAUCCGCUCCGAGAUGUUCACGCAGUCUGACGAACCUUACAUGUGGGUCGACGUCUCGGAUCGCCUCAUAUCACCCGACAUGCAGGGACUGCUCGCAUACUUCGAAUCCGAAGAAUUCACCCACCACGCUCCGCCAAGCCAAUUCCUUGCCAUUGAUCGCAAAACUCUGUCAGAUGCAAUGGACCCGAUCGAUGAGCGAGAAGACUGGGAGGCUAUUAUCGUCGCUUCUUAUGAGGGUGGGGAUAUCUGGUUUGAGGAUGAGGAGCAUCGUGCCUUUGGGCAUAUUUCUACGGGAUAUGGGUAUGAUCGGAAAGAUUUUGAGGAGGCGGAAAUGGCUUAUAUUAAUUUGAAGAUUGAGAAUAUGAGCUAUGAUGAGCUGUGUCCGGAUGGACGGAUGGUCUAUUGGAGUGCGUAUCGGGCAUGGGCGGAGAAUCAUAUGGGGGGAACGUUUGCGCGGUCGUUUGGUCCGGAGGGGAUGAAGGUUUCUUCAGAUGUUUAA
Aspergillus ibericus CBS 121593 is the source of this 1867-nucleotide messenger RNA. RefSeq lists its product as uncharacterized. NCBI's taxonomy places the organism in Eukaryota, Fungi, Ascomycota, Eurotiomycetes, Eurotiales, Aspergillaceae. The record is from RefSeq and is a predicted model, not a curated record. The coding region runs from base 335 to 1867 and encodes 510 amino acids. The transcript is spliced from 2 exons.